This is a messenger RNA of Electrophorus electricus (electric eel), 2412 nucleotides long. RefSeq names its product potassium intermediate/small conductance calcium-activated channel, subfamily N, member 4 (gene kcnn4). Gene Ontology annotation, molecular function: calmodulin binding; small conductance calcium-activated potassium channel activity. Gene Ontology annotation, biological process: potassium ion transport. Gene Ontology annotation, cellular component: membrane. The record is from RefSeq and is a predicted model, not a curated record. Lineage: Eukaryota; Metazoa; Chordata; Actinopteri; Gymnotiformes; Gymnotidae.
GAAGCCUUAGAUAAUAUGUAGGAGCCAAUCACAUAGCUCAGCGCUUUUUCAAUAUUCUUAGAUUAAUACUUGGGUUGGCGUUUAACAAAUUAGCAGGGAGGAACAGUAGAUGAAAGUUGCGGUCGUCUGUGGAUACCCUGAGCCGGGAGACACUGAUAUACCAUAUACUGGUAUAUAUACUAUUGGUUUAUACUGAUAUACCAAUAGUGGCAGACCUUUCAGAGUAGGUUAGAGUCGGAGCGACCAGUGCGUCACCGUGUGUGCAAGACCUCAGGUGGACGCGCCGUUUCUCUACGCAUCUACAAGGAAAGAGGAAUCACGGAAUUUUUGGCGUGCUAUGCCUUCUCAGGACCGGGAAGAAAGUUUGGUUGGAGAGGAGGAAGGACAGAGCGAGGGACGAGGCGACUAAGGCCGGCGACCUGGAUAGUACUGUCUCGCGACAGCAACGCGCUAUGGAGAUGACAACCCGCAACUCGCAUCCCGACGCCAAAGCUGAUGACAGAAACUGUGACGGGCUUGUGAACAGUAACGGAGAUACGACAGAAAUCACCGUUUCGUUAUCACACCCGGGGAAGCGAAUCAGUCCUAUCGAGGGUGGGAGUCUUUAUAGACUCAGGGAUAGAAAGUUUUUACUGGAGGACAAAAGGCGUUUAUGCGCGUGGGGACUGGGAACUGCAGUCCUGGGUAUUUUGCUCAUGAUACUGCAUGCAGAACUGUGUCCCAUCGUCUAUCCACCGGACUCUAUCUACGCUCUCUCCAUCAACGGACUCAUCAGCGUGUCCACAGGCUGCCUACUCAUCCUCGUCCUUGCCUUCCAUUAUAAAGAUGUCCAGCUCUUCAUCAUAGACCACAACCAGGUGGACUGGCGCAUUGCUAUGACAACAAAUCGUGUGCUCGGUAUAUCCCUGGAGUUGCUGGUCUGCGCCAUCCACCCAGUGGGCACAUACCUAGCGCCUGGGGCAGAGCCACCUGCCAUGGAAACCCCUGGCACAAACACGCCCUUUGAUGCCAACUCCACCUCCACACCCCUCUGCCUGUGCAGUAGCCCCAUGGAGGCGUGGCUAGAGGUGGAGCUCCUGCUGUCCGGCCUCAUGUUCCUGCGGCUGUACCUGGUGCACAGGGCCAUACUCCUGCACAGCAAGGUGCUCCUCAGUGCCUCCUACAGGAGCAUUGGCUCCCUCAACAACAUCAACUUCACCUUCCGCUUCGUACUCAAGGUGCUCAUGAACAAGUACCCGGCGCGCACCCUCAUGGUCUUCAUAAUAUUCUUCUGGUUCUCAGCUGCUUGGAUGCUCAGGCUGUGUGAGAGGCAGUUACAGGUGGUGACGGGAGACAUGGGCAUAGCUCUGUGGCUCAUUGCCAUCACCUUCCUCACUGUGGGCUAUGGAGACGUGUCCCCCAAGACCAGCUGUGGCAAGGUGGUCUGUCUUUUCACAGGCGUCAUGGGUGUGGCUUGCACUGCCAUGCUGGUUGCCGUCGUGACGAAGAAGCUGGCGCUCAAUAAGGGAGAGAAACAUGUGCACUUCUUCAUGAUGGACAUCCAGCUCUCCAAAGAGCUCCGCAACGCUGCCGCCAACGUGCUGCGAGAGUGCUGGCUUCUCCACCGGGCCACCCAGGCCAAAGACAGGCAGGGCGAGCAUCGGUACCACCAGAGAUGCCUGCUGGAGGCCAUCCGUGUGUUUCGUCACCUGCGACUGAAGCAGAGAAAGCUGAGAGACUACACUAGUGAGAUGGUUGACCUCUCCAAGAUGCAGAUGAUCAUGUGUGACCUGAGCUCCAACUGGAACAGUUCCUACCGAGAACUAGAACAGCGCAUCAUCUCCAUGGAGCAGAAGCUGGUUGAGCUGGGCCAGUCUUUCCAGAGCACCUCGGAGCUCCUGAGCCAGGCCCUGCAACGCCGCCUCGAUCACAGGUGACCUGUGGGAAAUUUCACCUCUAGCAGACCACAGCAGAGGCUGUGGCACCGUGUCUGACCUCAGAGGGCGUAUCAAACCUGCACCGGCUGCUUGUAGUGGAACACAGAGGGAAAACUGUGAUGUGUGCACCGUUUUGCCUUGUUUUGUCGUGUUUUUUCAACGGACUUCCAGAGCUGCAGGAACUACACAGGACUUCUUGUGAAAGAUUAAGGAAGAUUAAUGAUAUACCGCAUUGCGGUUUUGGAUUAGGAUGAAUCAAAUAUAUUUAUGACAAUAUUUAUGUAUCUACAUUUUGUCACACUGAAAGACUUCUGUGAUGAUUGCCUUAAAGGUAUGAGAUCCUCACAGUUUCAUGAGGACGGAAACACUGGGCUAAUAUGGAAUAUCCAGUAUUGCUUCAAGAGACAAGUCCCAGUGAUAUGAAUGUUUGUUUGUUUGUUUGUUUUUGUGACCCGGCUCUAGCAAAUUAAAAUUACCCAGGUUGUUUAUUUUUCAA